AUGACGCUGUUCCAGGGCUCGACGUUUUAUGAGAGGUGGAGGACGAGGAUGUUAUUACUUAUUUUCGUGUCCGUGAACCUGCUAGCGGUGAGCGUCGGGGCGGACGCGGUUCCAAACCUCCUGGAGUUACAGCUGGACGAAGAGCAGCCCGAAGGAACCAUAGUGGGCGACAUCAGCGCCGGGUUACCGGCCGGGGAGACGGCCUCGCUCUACUUCAUCUCGGAUCACGAGGGGACCGGCGUCGGGAGCGACCUCAACAUCGACGAGACCACUGGGAUCAUCAAGACGGCUCGGAGGCUGGACCGCGAAGAGCGCGAUCAUUACAGCUUCAUAGCGGUCACCAUGACCGGCCUUACGGUCAAAGUGUCCAUUACGGUCAACGACAUCAACGAUCACGCGCCCAAGUUCCCCAAGAACAAGGCGGCCCUAAAGAUCCCCGAGCAGACCGCAGUAGGGACCAGAUUUUCCCUCGAACCCGCCACCGAUGCAGACAAAGAUCAGCUCACGACUCAAGGGUACGUCAUCAAGGAGGGCAACGUGGGGCAAGUGUUCAAACUGGAGACAAAGAGGGCAGCAAAUAAGGUCCUGUACUUGGACCUGGUGGUCAGUGGCGUCCUCGAUCGUGAGAAGAGACCCUCUUACUCUUUGCUCUUAGAGGCGUUCGAUGGCGGCUCUCCUAAAAAAACGGGUCAGAUGACUCUCGACGUGACGGUGCAGGAUAUAAACGACCACGCUCCUGUUUUCAACCAGAGCAGAUACCACGCCAUCAUCUCCGAAAGCCUCCCUCAGGGCAGCAACAUCCUGCAGGUAUUCGCCACGGACGCCGACGAAGGCGACAACGGCCUGGUGCUGUACGAGAUCAACCGGCGGCAGAGCGACCCCGAGAGGUACUUCGUGAUCGACUCACGUUCCGGAAUCAUCACGCUCAACAAGCCUCUGGACUACGAGAUGAGGAAGGUCCAUGAGCUGGUGGUGCAAGCCAGGGACAACGCGAGUCACCCGGAGGUCACCAACGCCUUCGUCACCAUCCACGUCAGAGACUUCAACGACAACCAGCCAACCAUGACCAUCAUCUUCCUCAGCGAGGACGGCUCGCCCCGGAUAUCCGAGGGCGCCCAGCCCGGGCAGUACGUGGCCCGGAUUUCGGUCACGGACCCCGAUUACGGCGAGUACUCCAACGUCAACGUGUCCCUGGAGGGCGGAGACGGUAAAUUCGCUCUCACUACUAAGGACAGCAUCAUCUACCUGAUCUGUGUGGACAAGAUCCUCGAUCGUGAAGAAAGAGACUCGUAUGAGCUCCGAGUCAUGGCUACCGACUCAGGCACGCCGCCGCUUCAAGCCGAGUCCUCGUUUACCAUCCAGGUGACCGACGUGAACGAUAACCCUCCUCUGUUCGACCAGCAGGCGUACAGACAGACCAUUCCGGAGGUCGCGUAUCCGGGCAGCUUCGUGCUACAAGUGACGGCCCGAGACAAAGACCAGGGUCCAAACGGGGACGUCCGGUACAGCAUCCUGCCCAACACGGGGACGCAUUCCGAUUGGUUCACGAUCGACGCCGUGACUGGCAUCAUCACCACGGCUACCCAGCUGGAUUACGAGACGUAUCCUAAUCCAAGCGUCAAAAUAGUGGCGACGGACGGUGGGAAGCCGCCCUUGUCCUCCACCGCCGUGGUGGAAAUCAGUCUACAGGAUGUUAAUGAUAACAAGCCGGUGUUCGGGAGCGGUUCCUAUGAAGUGUCCAUCAAGGAGAACACAGCUGCCGGGACCUGCUUCCUCGAGGUGACGGCGAACGAUGCCGACGGAGGAUCAUUCGGUGCUAUAACGUACUCGUUAGGGUCAGCAGCGUCCAGCUCCUCUCUCACACAGUUCAGCAUUAAUAAAGAGACAGGGCAGAUCUGCACCAGCGCAGCCCUGGACCGAGACGACGGGACCGAGAGCUACGAGUUUAUGGUCACCGCUGCUGACGGGGGUGGCCUGAGCUCAUCCUCCCAGAUAAAGAUAACACUGCUGGACAUUAACGAUAACAGACCCACGUUCUACCCGGUCAACUACGCGGUCAGUUUGAGCUCCCAGAGUGCUCCUGGAACCUCGGUCCUCCGAGUCUCAGCCCACGACCCUGAUGCAGACGAAAAUGGCAAAGUGACGUAUCGCACCGUGCUAGGGGGAGGGUCGGACUUCUUUACCCUUAACAGAGACACAGGCGUGGUCUCUCUGUCGCGCUCCCUGCAUGGAAAGGAGAACUCGGUCAUCACCAUGGUUGUGACGGCGCAGGACGGAGGCGGCCUGACCGCACCGGUUAACGCCAGAGUGAACAUCAGCGUGGUCGCCGGCUCGGUGGCCCCACCUGUGUUCGAGCAGGCGCAGUACUUCUUCACGGUGCCGGAGGACGUCCUGAGGGGCACCGAGGUGGGCGUGGUGCGUGCCAGCAGUAAGAACGAAGCCUCUAGGGAGAUCACUUACAAAAUCUCCUCUGGCGAUCCGGACGGCUACUUCACGGUAGAUCAGGAGACCGGGGCGCUCCGCACCAGCCUGCCCCUGGACCACGAGGUUUGGCCCUCACUGGAGCUGGAGAUCCAGGCCAGCAGCGGCUCCCCGCCCGUAUUCGCCCACACCCGGGUGCGCAUCACCAUCACUGACGUCAACGACAACGCGCCCACCUUCCUGCCCUCGUCGUCCGAGUCCCUGCUGCUGCCCGAGGCGACUAAACUGGGCACGGUGGUGUACCGAGUCCAAGCCGAGGACCGCGACUCCGGCGCCAACGGGCAGCUGAGCUUUGAGGUCCUUUCGUCGGAGGGUCAGCGGACGUUCAGCGUGGAGAGGAGCAGCGGCGAGAUCCGGCUCAUCGGAGGUCUGUCGUACGAGAACGUCCCUCGAUACGACCUCCAGGUUCUGGCCAAGGACAGCGGCGCCCCUCAGCUCAGCGCCACCUUCACGCUCGUAGUGCACGUCCAGGCCGAGAACGACCAGGGCCCCGUGUUCGACACGGUGACAUACCGGGUGGAGCUGAAGGAGAACGCGCCGCUGAACACCCGCUUCCUGCAGGUCCGAGCCCUGAGCAGGGAUCAGGGUACAAACGGAGACUCAUCCUCAAAUUCCGCCCCGCUCUCUUACCAUCUCCGGCCCGACGGGGACGCUGCGGGAUUCGGGAUCGUCUCGGAUAGCGGGUGGUUGUUCGUGAAGAGUGCGGUCGACCGGGAGGCCAAGGACAUCUACCUGCUGACCGUACUGGCCUCCGCGGGAAGUGGGCAGCUGAAGAAAACGGGCAGCGCCACCGUCAGGGUUUCCGUGACAGACGAGAACGAUAACUCGCCCCGAUUCUCACAGGAACGGGUCUUCCUGGCAGUGAGGGAAAAUGUGCCCGCCGGAACGGGAUUCGGGAGAAUUUCGGCCACCGACCGCGAUGCCGGACUCAACAGCCGUCUCACUUACAAGCUACUGCACACCGAUCGCAAUUUCCAGAUCAACUCCCAAACUGGUGAGAUUAGCACCAGGACCCCGUUGGACCGAGAGCACCAGUCCAGCUACCAGUUGGUGGUGGUGGUGCAGGAUGGAGGCACUCCUCCACGUAGUGCUACCGGCACCGCCCACGUCACCGUGCUGGAUGAGAACGAUAAUGCGCCGGUGUUUAGUCAUGUUCUACCCGGUCGGGAGCUGCUCAUCCAGGUGCAGGAGGGUCUGCCUGCUGGAUCACUGCUGGGGACGUUACAGGCCAAAGAUCCUGACGAGGGAGAGAACGGCACCAUCUUUUACUCAUUAUCUGGUUCCAGGGCCGAGCGUUUCUCUCUGAACCCGAACACGGGUGAACUGCGAUCGGCCUCCACACUGAGGAGGGCAGAGAAGGUGGAGUACAGCUUAACGGUCACUGCUUCGGAUCGUGGGGUUCCAUCCCAGAGCGUCUCCAACAUCCUGCGCGUACAGGUUUUGGGCUCAGCGAGGACUCCCCCCAAACCCAACACGCUAUCCAUGACACUCAACACGGUGGAGGGCACCAAACCCGGCUCCAACAUCGGUUCGGUGCGGCUGCACGACCAGCGAGACGUGGUGCUGGACGGACAGGUGACCUACCUCGUAUUGGGUGGCACCGAUCAGGAUGGCAUGUUCAUGGUGGACCGGCUCACGGGGGAUGUGUACCUGGCCAGGGAGUUAGACUACGAAAAGGGUUCUCGCUACACCCUGCAGAUCGAGGCGAACGACUUCUCCAAGGCUCUUCCCAGCAGCCGCGUGAUCCAGCUGGAGAUUAACGUGCAGGACAGGAACGACCACGCGCCGCAGUUUCCCGAGGACCCGGUGACCGCCGUGGUGCCCGAGAACGUGCAGCCGGGCUCGUCCAUCUACGCCUUUCAGGCCACCGAUAAGGACGGCAGCGGGCCGAACAGCGAGGUGCGCUACUCCAUCACUAGCCGCUGGCCCGACAGCUCGGACCUUUUAUCCCUCGAUCCCGUGACCGGAGUUCUGACCUGUACUCAGGAGCUGGACCACGAACAGACCCCGAGUCUUUUCCUGGUGGUCCGGGCCACCGACUCGGCCACGGAUCCGGAUCAGCAGCGCUGGAGCUCGGUCACAGCGCGGAUAUUCGUGACGGAUGAAAACGAUAAAGCGCCGGUGUUUUACUCCCCGACCGCGGUCAGUGUGAUGGAGGACAAGCCGGUGGGUUUUGUGCUGCUCUACGUAAUCGCCCGGGAUGCCGACCAGGGUGAAAAUGGGCGCGUCUCCUACCGCAUUCAAGCUGGCAACACGGCGGGACGAUUCAGCCUCAGUCCUGACACGGGUUCUCUUUCCAUCCUCAAAGCUCUGGACCGUGAGGAACAAGACAGCUACAACCUUACUAUCAUCGCAGAGGAUCAUGGGACACCCCAGCACUCCACCACUCAGGUCCUGUCCGUCCGGGUCAUCGACGUGAAUGACGAGGCUCCCUGGUUCGAGAAGAGCGAAUAUGAGGUCCACAUCAAAGAGAACCAGCCGGUUGGGACCGCAAUGCUCACCGUGUCCGCCACUGACAGAGACCAAGGUACAAAUGGACACGUGACGUACGGAGGUGUGACAGUUGAAGGUUUCGUUAUUUCCCCCGAGACGGGCAUCAUUACUCUGACUAAAGUGCUAGACAGGGAGCAGCAGGAUCACUACACCGUCACCGUGUACGCCAGAGAUGGAGGGAUGCCACCCAACUUCGCCAAGGCAACGGUGCGUAUCACGGUACUGGACGAGAAUGACAACAGUCCGGUCUUCGGGAGGCUGCAGUACAGUCUUCAGCUGCCUGAGAACUUCGAACCCGUGGAGCUUUUUAUUGUCAAAGCGACUGACCAGGACAGUGGAGACAGUGGACGGGUGGAGUACAGGAUAACCGCUGGAGACCCAGAUGGUGACUUUCUGCUGGACAGCACUUCAGGAGCCUUGUCCACCUCUCACCCCUUGGACAGAGAAAAAAAAGACAGAUAUACCCUCAGAGUGACCGCUCAGGAUGGUGGCAGCCCGUCACUCACCAGCACGGCCACAGUGGAGAUCACCGUCCUGGAUGUGAACGACAACAGCCCCAAGUUCAGCACCAGCAGCUACAGCGUGGACGUCUCGGAGGACGCCGGCGUCGGGUCUCUGGUCCUGGAGGUCACGGCCGGCGAUCCAGACCAGGGCGAGAACGGACAGGUCUUGUACUUCCUGAGCAGCGAAGCCAGAGGUGCGUUCACCGUGGACCCCGAAACGGGCCGAAUCGUCACCGCCGCCCCUUUGGAUAGAGAGAAAAGAGCCUCGUACAGCUUCCAAAUAUGUGCGGUGGACUCGUCUCCCGCCGCCCCGCUUAACUCCACGGCCCAGGUCACCGUCACCGUCCUGGAUGUGAACGACAACGCUCCGUUUUUCAUUCAGGAUCCUCUGAUCAUUAACGUGUCCAGCAGGAGCGUGUCGUCCAACAGCGUGCUGGCCACCAUGAGGGCAGAAGAUAAAGACUUCGGUGCCAACGGCUCGGUGUUCUACCGUUUCGCUGCGCCUGUGCAGGGCUUCUCUAUAAACUCCCUGACCGGUGAAAUCCAAGCCUCCGAAACGCUGAACGGUCCAACCAAGGCUCAGCAUGUCCUCAUUGUGGAGGCCAUGGACCAGGGCAGCCCUCCUCAGUCCUCCCUGGGCGUGGUCAUGAUCUAUGUGAAGGAACAGAAUUACCAGGGCAUCCGAUUCUCCCGCACCACCAGGGACGUCAGUAUACAAGAGAACGCAGCUAAAGGUACCGCAGUAGCCCAGGCGCAGGCACAGUACCCAGACGGGACCCGUGGGGGCAUCAAAUACAGCAUCUUCAGCGGAAACAAGCAGCGAUCGUUCAGUAUCAGCGCUAGCACAGGUGAAAUUUGGGUACAAAGCUCUACAGGACUGGACUACGAGGACGCUCCAAGACUCCGUCUAGUGGUGAAGGCUGAAACUGCAACCUCCAGCUCCUUCAUGGCCGUCAACCUCAUUCUGCAGGACGUGAACGACAACCUGCCUCGCUUUCAGCUGCAGAACUACGUGGCGUACCUGCGUGAGGCGCAGGGCUACGACGCGCCCAUUAUUCAGGUUGUAGCCGAGGAUGUGGACCAGGGUCCAAACGGUCAGGUGACCUAUUCCAUUCAGUCGUCUAGUUGGAGUGGCCUUUUUAAGAUCGACCCUCUGACCGGUAGCAUCACUACAGCGGCUAUCAUGGACCGAGAGAUCUGGAUGCAAAACAAGCUGGUGAUUACAGCAACGGAUCGUGGCAGCCCCAAACUUUCCGGCUCCGCCACCUUAACCGUGAUUAUUGUCGACCUCAACGACAACAGUCCCACGAUCCCCCUGCCGAGGGAAGUCCACGUGCCAGAAAAUGCUCUUAUCGGCACAGAGAUCACCAUGGUGACAGGGAACGAUGUGGACUCUGGACCACCUUUGUCUUAUUCUCUACGACUGGACACAACCUCCGUGGGCAACUUUGGAAUCCAUCCAUACAACGGCAGGGUGUUUUUGACCGGCAUGUUGGACUACGAGGAAAGAACGUGGUUCACCUUAACUGUUCAAGCGUCAGACUCCAAGCAUCAGGCUACCGCCAACCUGACCAUCCUGGUGGAGGAUGUGAAUGACAACGUGCCCACGUUUACGCAAGACCUAUAUCAGGUGGCACUGCCCGAACAUUCUCCACCGGGCAGUCCUGUUAUUAUGGUAACAGCCACGGAUCAGGACUCAGGAGAGAAUGGAAGAGUCACCUAUCGAGUGGUGUCGUCAUCCAGGGAGGGAUUUUACAUCAAUCCCAGUAAUGGCACGUUGUUCAUCAGCCAAACAGCCGAGUUCGACCCCGAGCACCCCACCGUGAGGCUGGUCAUCGAGGCGUGCGACGGAGGUAAACCACCCCUGUCCUCCAUGUCCACUGUCCAAGUCCUGCUCACAGACGUGAACGACAACGCCCCCAUGUUCCACCAGUCGGAAUACAAAGCCACGGUGUCUGAAGACCAGCUCCCUGGGGUCACCAUUCUGACCUUGGAAGCAGCAGACGGUGACCUCUCCCAGGAAAACUCGGGCUUCGAUUUCGCUAUCGCGAGCGGAAACAUCGGGAACACCUUUCAGAUCGAAAGUAGCGUCCGUUUCAUAGAGGGCCACGGCUUCCAGACGGUAGGGACGCUCAUCCUAACAGAACAGCUGGACUUUGAGACGACACCUUGCUACAACCUUACAGUGGUCGUAUCGGAUCGUGGAGUUCCCCAGCGCAGCUCCAGCGUCCCGGUCGUUAUCGCUGUGAGCGACGUCAACGAUAACCCUCCAAUAUUCAGCCGCUCUGAGUAUGUGGUGGCUUUAAGCGAAGAGGCUUCGUCCGGUACAGAAAUCCUGCGUCUGUCUGCGACCGAUCCAGAUUCGGCUCCGAAUGCGGUCAUCCAGUACAGCAUCAGCUCUGGAGACGACACGGAACUGUUCUCCGUAGACCAGUGGACCGGAGCCCUGAGGCUGCAGAAGUCUCUGGACCGGGAGACCCGUCCUUCCCACAUAGUAAUCAUCCAAGCUUCGGACGGUCACGGUCACUUUGCCCUGGCUCCCAUUAACAUAGAGGUAAAGGACGUUAACGACAACAGGCCUUACUUUCCAAUUGAGACCAUGACCGCUAGCAUCCGAGAAAACCAGCCCCCUAAUUCAGCAGUCACCAUGCUGCAUGCCAUAGACCACGACUCCGGGGUCUACGGGCAGCUCAAGUACUUUCUAGUGGACAGAUCUGGUCAAGAAAGAGACUCCUUCGUCGUGGAUCAGAUCACAGGGGAGGUGCGUUCUCGACUGUCGUUCGACUUCGAAAAGGUGAACUCCUUUCAUUUUAUGGCCUCGGCUGUGGACGCUGGGAACAACACGGCAACGGUCACCGUCCAGAUAUACGUGACCGGGGAGGAUGAGUAUGAUCCGGUCUUCACCUCCACGUCCUUUUCCUUUGAGGUACCGGAGGGUGCGCAAAAGGACCAGAGCAUUGGUCAGGUGCAGGCCAGCGAUGAGGAUGGUGGAGUUGACGGGAUUGUGCUCUACUCUUUCUUGACUAGCUCUCCAUACUUUGAGGUCAAUAAGACCACCGGUGUGAUUUACCUCAAAAUGGACAGCUCCAGCAGCUCUAAUAAAGGAAGCCGUUCCAAACGGGAGACCCGCUUCAUGACUGUGGACGUCACUGCCCACAGUCCAUUAGAAACCUCAAGGGUCAUGACUGCACAGCUGACUAUCGACGUCACCAACACAUCCUUUGGACUCACUGCUGACAUAAACAUCCUUCUCAUCGGCGUCGUCGCUGCCUCCCUCGGCGUUAUAGUUCUCUUAGUUGUUCUUGCCGUGGUUCUUUACUUAGUAAAGUCAAAACACAAGAAGAAGGGGCAGAACACCGGAACCGUGGCUUCAGACACCGCGCUCCAGCAAUUGGACGAUUCUAAAUCCGCUGGUGGGGACAGGAUCUACCAUCAGACCCUUCCGGGGUACGUCACUGAUCAAGGGGCAGUAGGAGCUUCCUACACAAGAGGAGGCUCCCUGGAUCCAUCGCACUCCAGUGGAAGAGGGUCAGCAGAAGCUGCGGAGGAUGAUGAGAUCCGCAUGAUAAAUGAGUAUCCACGGGUAGCAAGCAUCACCUCUUCCAUGCAGGAGCACAUAGCCGCCCGGGGGCCCGACUCGGGCAUUCAGCAGGACGCCGACCAGCUUUCUGACAUCUCUUGUGAACCAGGAACGUUGGACGCCAGCCAGUGGUUCAAAGGCAAGAAACUUGGGAGUCUGAGCGGCACCAUGCUCUCCGGUCAGCUUCCAGUUUUUCGAGAUGAUGCUGGUGGAUAUCUUGGAGUCGGCAGGGGGCUAAACAUAUCACACCCGAAGGACUACGCCUUCCCCGAUGAUGGCAAACCGUCAAUCGACGGCUCCCUGACGGCCAUCGUCGCGAGUGACGAAGAACUGAGGGGUAGCUAUAACUGGGACUACCUUUUAAAUUGGUGCCCCCAGUUCCAACCACUAGCUAACGUCUUUACAGAAAUAGCCAGACUCAAAGAUGAAAGCAUACCCCCCAACAACCCGCGUCGACCCUUCCAACCAAAGCUAAAGACAGAUUCGAAAUCAAGAAUCGAUCCGCCCCCUCUGAUAACCUCGGUGGCCCAUCCCAGUGCCAAGUCUGUUCCGCCUAAGCCCGCCAUCACGAGGACGUUCCCGCAUCUGGCGUCACUUAGGCGUUCUCCUAUCAGCCACGAAGGCUCCAUAUCGUCAGCGGCCAUGUCCCCUAGCUUCUCCCCGUCGCUGUCUCCUUUGGCGGCUCGAUCGCCGGCUGUCUCACCGUUCGGUGUCGCGCAGGGCCCGUCGGCCUCCGCGAUCAGCACUGCUGAGCACUCGCUGGAGAAGAAAGAUGACGCCGAGAUGAGAAUCUAGAUCUACAGAUUCUAUCUAACCAUGCCUUGAUUUUCAUACUGUGGGGAGCCUUGACUUUUUUAGUUCUCCCAAGGAAAGUGUGUAGGUGUGGCUAAAUCUGAGGGACUCGGCAAGAACUAUGACCCCAGCUGGUUACUGAAAGGGUUAAAAACACUGUUUUGCUGUGAAAUUAUGCCAAUCUUCCUAAAAGCCAACAAGUCCUGUCCCUGGCUGGCCAGAGGACCAAUCGUUGUGUUGUUCUGUGUGUUUUUUUUUAUAUAUACUGAUAACUGAGAUUGGAAACGUUUGUACAGACUGUCCAUAAUGGCUGCUAUCACCAGUUUUUCUUGUUUUUAAUCCAUAUUGAACUUUGUGAAAGUGCUCCAGGAGAUUUCGGUGCGUAUGCACAUUAGCAAUUCUAGUCAAAUGUCUGUAAAUAAAUAAUUGUUAUAUAUUUUUUCAUCGCUCACAGUUUGUACCAUUACCUCACACUGCAUUCUGUACAUUCUAGCCGUAUUGCUAACACCGCAUUCCUGUACGUUGUUGUUUAUUUUUUACUUAGCUAGUCUCACCAUACAGUAUGGUCACUGAUUCCUGCGUGAUUGUUGUGCGAUUCUUGGUCUGUCAUGUGAACGAGGGUUUUUUGAGAUGAUUAUACGAUGCUUUGAUAAUUAUUUAUAAAAAAAUUCGAACUGUAGAAAUACCCGUAGUAGCCUUGUUAUGAUGCAUUUCAUGCAUUUAUUAUUGUUAUUAUUAUUAUUAUUAUUAAUAUUAUUAUUGUGCUUUGCUAGACUUCAGGGCCCUGAUUUACCAAGGUCCCAAAUAA
Trichomycterus rosablanca is the source of this 10657-nucleotide messenger RNA. Its product is annotated as protocadherin-16-like. The transcript has 20 exons. The record is from RefSeq and is a predicted model, not a curated record. NCBI's taxonomy places the organism in Eukaryota, Metazoa, Chordata, Actinopteri, Siluriformes, Trichomycteridae. Gene Ontology annotation, molecular function: calcium ion binding. Gene Ontology annotation, biological process: homophilic cell-cell adhesion. Bases 1 to 9852 code for a protein of 3283 amino acids. Gene Ontology annotation, cellular component: plasma membrane.